GGAAAAUGACAUUCUUAAUAACGCAGAUGCGAGUAGGUGGUUACCAGUUUCACCACCGGGUGGCUCGUUCGCGUCAGAUAGCAUGGCGGGUAUAUUACAUGUUUAACUGUAGUUAGUUAAUCUUAUGGUGUUGAAAAUUCAAAAUAAAAAAAAUAAAAAUAUUGCCAUGAAGAAGUUACUUAAGCAUCUAGCUCUUUUAAUUUAGUAGUCACAUAAUAUUCUGAACCAAGGAAUCUUCGAAAUGUUGGAUGUUCAGUCACCAUCCGAGCAAUCAAAGGGAAUAUUAACAAUCAUCAUAAUGACAGUGAUUUCUCUCAAAUGACUUCUACAAUAUAAAUAAUACAAGUUACAUAUGAGAGCAUGGUACUACUACUCUAUAGCUGAAGACUGAGUAUUAUAGAGACUGUGAUGUCUAACAGAAUACAGGUUACUCCUACAAUGUAAAUACUACACGUUAUGUAUAUAUAUACGUACAUGGUACAAAUGCAAGUGACUUUUGAUCCUGUAGUAAAUAACAGUGACUUCUAAUGACAAGAUAAUUUUCAGUUACUUUUAUCUGAUCAGAAAAAAUACAAGCUACAGGAGAUAAAUCAAUACUGGACUGGAUAAUCAUAAAUGAUUUCAACAAAAGCUAAUAAUAUCGUUAGGCAAAACUAAAUGGCACAAGAGAUGAAUUUACAUGAAACAUCUAAUUGCGAAAGUGAAAAUGGAACUAUAUUAAGAACAAGUGUUGAUAAAACAGAAACAGGACCAGCAGUUAAGACAUUUAACAGCAAAUCUAACCUUGUAAUGCAUUCUAAGAUACAUACUGGAGAGAGGAAUUUCAAAUGUGAUGUUUGUCAUAAGACUUUUAACAGCAAAUCUAACCUCGUAAUGCAUUCUAAGAUACAUAUUGGAGAGAGGAAUUUCAAUUGUGAUGUUUGUCUUACGACAUUUAACAACAAAUCUAACCUCGUAAUGCAUUCUAAGAUACAUACUGGAGAGAGGAAUUUCAAAUGUGAUGUUUGUCUUAAGAAAUUUACCAAAAAGUCUAAUCUUGUAAGACAUUCUAAGAUGCAUACUGAAGAGAGGAAAUUCAAAUGUGAUAUUUGUCUUAAAAUAUUUAAUGUAAAAUCUUACCUUUUAGAACAUUGUAAGAUACAUACUGGAAAGAAGAAUUUCCAAUGCGAUAUUUGUCUUAAGAUAUUUACCAGCAAAUCUAACCUUGUAAUGCAUUCUAAGAUACACACGGGAGAGAGGAAUUUCAAAUGUGAUAUUUGUCUUAAGACAUUUACCCAAAAGUCUAGUGUUGUAACACAUUCCAAAAUACAUACCGGAGAGAGGAAUUUCAAAUGUGAUAUUUGUCUUAAGACAUUUACCCUUAAGUCCAGUCUUGUAACACAUUCUAAGAUACACACUGGAGAGAAGAAUUUCAAAUGUGAUAUUUGUCUUAAGUCAUUUGCCAAAAAGUCUAAUCUUGUAACACAUUCCAAGAUACAUACUGGAGAGAGGAAUUUCAAAUGUGACAUUUGUCUUAAGACAUUUAAUUGCAAAUCGAACCUUGUAAUGCAUUCUAAGAUACACACGGGAGAGAGGAAUUUCAAAUGUGAUAUUUGUCUUAAGACAUUUACCCAUAAAUCUACUCUUUUAACACAUUCUAAGAUACACACGGGAGAGAGGAAUUUCAAAUGUGAUAUUUGUCAUAAGUCAUUUACCCAAAAGUCUAAUCUUUUAACACAUUCCAAGAUACAUACUGGAGAGAGGAAUUUCAAAUGUGAUAUUUGCCUUAAAACAUUUAAACUAAAAUCUCACCUUUUAUAACAUUGUAAGAUACAUACUGGAGAGAAGAAUUUCCAAUGUGAUAUUUGUCCUAAGGCAUUUAACAGCAAAUUUAACCUUGUACGUCAUUGUAAGUCACAUGGUGAAGAGAGGGAUUUCAAAUGUGAUGUUUGUCUUAAGACAUUUACCCAUAAAUCUACUCUUUUAACACAUUCUAAGAUACACACGGGAGAGAGGAAUUUCAAAUGUGAUAUUUGUCUUAAGACAUUUACCCAAAAGUCCAGUCUUGUAACACAUUCCACGAUACAUAC
Messenger RNA from Owenia fusiformis, 2069 nucleotides. The record is from the annotation of a GenBank genome assembly. NCBI's taxonomy places the organism in Eukaryota, Metazoa, Annelida, Polychaeta, Sabellida, Oweniidae.